Molecule: messenger RNA, 11653 nt
Organism: Panthera uncia (snow leopard)
Lineage: Eukaryota; Metazoa; Chordata; Mammalia; Carnivora; Felidae
Gene: L3MBTL1
Product: L3MBTL histone methyl-lysine binding protein 1
Exons: 24
Coding region: 8931-11504 (857 amino acids)
Biological process (GO): regulation of DNA-templated transcription
Cellular component (GO): nucleus
Molecular function (GO): zinc ion binding
Source: RefSeq, a predicted model, not a curated record
AUGAGGAAAAGGGCUUUUCAGUUCCUCGGAGACCUGUUUUAUGAUCGACAUAGUGGAUGGUUUAUCUUGGGCAAGUCGUUGUGCUUUAAUGUCAUCCAUGAAAUUGGCAAGGACAAGCCAUGAGUUGUGGAGAUUAAAGAUGAUCAGGAAACCUGGCUGGCCCCAUCAGUGGAGCAUAGACUCUUGACCUUGGGGUUUGUGGCUUGAGCCCCAUGUUGGGUGUAGAGAUUACUUAAAAUCUUUUUUUAAAAAUAGAGGUUAAUAUCAGGAACAUGUUGUCAUAUGACAUGUAAUAGCCAUAAUAAGUACUAUCUGCUGUUGUGAAGGAUUAACCAUAUGAAACUUUUUUGUAUUGUCUUGCUUUGUUUUCACAUAAAAUUUACCUGUUACCUUAAUAGUGGUUUGAGCAUUUUCUGUGACGUAUUUUUCAGGUAAACCAGGAAGCUUUAAUCACCUUUUCCAAAGUCCUUAACCUAAUUUCCUUAAUUUAGACUUGGAGCACUCUAAACUUCGGCAGUUUACAUUUAGGAAACCUCACAUUUUUAUUAUUUACCUUGUUUUCAGAAGGCAGUUUUCUGACUUUAUCCAAUUUCAGUCCUAUGGCUGUUGGAUGUUUUGUUCUUAAGUUUUGACUUAAUUUUAAUUGCAAAAUUAAUAUAUACUUGGGAAUAUAAGGUAUGUUUCCUUUAGAGCUCACUGGCUAAGGUAGCUGCCGUUAACAGUAUCUGUCACUGCCCAGAAUUAUUUGAUCAUAAAACCUAUUCUUCCCAAUAAGCUGUUAGUCCUUACCGUGAGUGGUGUUCUGCAGUUUGCUUUUACUAAGAUCUGCUAUUUUAAAUGGCUGACUAGUAUACUCCUGAGUGGAUAUAUAGUAAGCAUACUUGUUCAGUAUCCUCAUUGUUCUAUUUAAUCCCUUGGCUUGUGUAGCAGGAAUGAAAAAUGCUAUUUUUAAUGUUCAAUAUCAAACGAUAAGAAAGUUUUUUUUACAUGGUUUGGUACCUACUAAUUACCAAUUUACACAUUAAAUUUUGAACUUUUUGAGGCAAUGACCACAUCUUGAAUAAGAUGGAUGGAUCUAUGUAUGUUUAACACCAGGUUUCCAUUUGCCAAAAGGAUGAGUUGAUGCAAUUGUGUAAUUGAUCUAGGUCCUCAAUAGCUUGUUUAGAUUUGCUUGGCUAGGUUACAGCAACCCUACAGAUGGGCCCUCAGUAUAGUACUUAAGUGAUUAGCCUUUUAUACUUGAAUAGAAAGGAGUCAAAAAUUGAGAGAUCUAAAAAGGUUAAGGUGGCAGAUUGCACCUUUGACCCCAUGGAAGAAGCCAGGAACACUAGUUUCUUGUGUAUCCUUCUGGAGAUGUAAAUCUAAAAGAACUGGUAUUUCCCGGGUAGUCUCAUCAGAGCUCAUUGGAAUUUUGCAAAAGCAGGUGGUACUGAGUAUUACAGCUCAGACACUAGGAAACUUAGUAAUUAAGUUUUUAUUUACUGUUGACACUCGUUUAUACCCAUUUUCAAUAUCAUUUCUGAGGAAAUCAUGGAAUUAACAUGAAGAUUUAUUAACAGAGGCAGGCUUUAAAUCCUGGUUCAGUUCCUAACAGCCCUAAAGCGUUAAAGAAAAACAAAAAACAAUGUCAGAUAAUUCCUCCUAGUGAAAAGCACUCAGAUUAAGGAAGGCUCAGAGAGUAGAGAACGAAUAGACUUUUUAAGUAAUAAUUUUGAUAAACAGAAAAAUCUUGUACAAAAAACUGUAUACCCUUUUCCCAUCACUAAUUAUACUUUGUUUCAUUUACAAAAAUUUUUUUCCUGAAUCAUGAAAAUAAAUUAGAGACAUAUUGCUGUUUUUUCCUUAAAAACUAAUUCCUAGGAAUGGGACAUUCUCUGUUAAACUACAGUGCCUACCAAAAAUAACAUCAAUGAAGUACUGUUGUCUAAUCCAUGCUCCAUAGAUCUGUCUCAUUAGUUGACCACUAAUAAUUCUUUGUCUUUUUUUUCUAUUGGUUCAGGAUCAUUUGCCACGUUUUGUUGUCAUGGCUUUUCAGUCUCCUUUAAUCUGGACCACGUCCUCAGCCUUUUUCUUGGCCUUGUCAUUUUUGAAAAGUAGAGGACAGUUAUUUGUAGAAUUGCCCUCAAUUUGGGUUUGUCUGCUGUCUGCUUAUUGCGUUUUUAGCAGGAAUAUCACAAGAAUGAGAUUAUCUUCAGCUCAUCAUGUCCAGUCACCUUGUAAUAACCUGUAAGGCAGUACUUCCUGUGAAUAGACUGUCUUAUAAAUAAAGUUAAGAAAAGGGGUUUUUGUUUUUAGGAAGAGAAGGAGCUAAUAUUCAAGUUUAAGAGCUGCUGAAGGGGAGAGCUUGGAUAGCAUCAGAGAGUACACCAUUACCACUGAAAGCUGGAGUGUGGUUCUCCUAGCCCAGGGCCAAAAAGGGAGCAGGAGGCUACUUUAAAUAGAGGAGAGAUUAAUAGAUUCCAUAGAAAAUAAGCUAUGUUCUCUUGUGUAAAACCAUGCCCUCUAGUAUUGUUGUGGGGGUAAAUGCUGUUAUCAAAACAUUGGCACAGUCACUCCAUGGACUAAAAUAUUGUGUAGUCAAACCCUAAUACUUUCUUUCCUAGCCAAUUGAGGAAAAGGUAGGCAAAGCACAGUUGCUGAUUAUGGUGCCCAAGUAUCUGAUUAAGUGACCACUGCUACUUUUUAGCUAUUCGUGAACAGCCUUGAGUAUACUAUUUAAAUAUAUUGCUGUUACUUUGAUUUUAUGAGCUUGCAAGCACCAGUUAGAGAAUAGUAUGGUGAACCAACUCCUGAAUACUUAAUUCAGCUUUAACAAUGUAUGUCUGUCCAUUUCCUCCAGAUAAUUUUGAAGGAAAUCCUAGAUACUCCAGCUGAAGACCGUUCACUAUAUACGACUAAAGACCUAAGUCUCUUUGUUCUCUUGUCCCUUGCAGUAUAUUUUUUGAAGGCCACUAUUGAGUAGUUUUUCAGUCUUGAUUUUGCUGAUUCCAUGCUAAUGAUAUUUAGCAUGUUCUAGACUAGAUCUAAGAACAAUACGAUGGGUCUCAAAGUGUGCCUGGCCCAGUAACAUCAGCAUCAUAUGGGAAUUUGUUAAAAACAGAGUUUCUCAAGCCCCACCCUAGAAUCAGAAACUAAGUGGAGUCCAGCCAUAGGUGUUACAAUAAGCCUUCCAAGUGAUUCUGGUGCUUAUUCAAACUUGAGACCCAUUAUUCUAGAGGUUUUACCAGAUUCUGUUUUGUUUUCCUUCCCAAAACUACUUGGGUAUCUUUUUGUCAUUGGCAGCCAUUGAUGAUCUUUUCCUGAAUCUAUUAUUAAACCCACAAACCAUGAUUUUACACGCCUUUUUUUUUUUUUUUUUUUUUUUUAAUCCAUUGGAGUUCUCCUUAUUGAUGUUGCCUUGUUCUGUCUUUGGUUCAUGAAAGUCAACUCAGGUUGCCUCAUGAGUUCAUUUGAAGCAACCCUAAUAAUCUUUAUCAGUUUCUUUUCUUUCUAAUAUGAUGAGAUUUCCAGGCUCCUCUCUCUAAUCUCAGAUCUGGAGGCAGCCAUUUCUCCAGUGAGCUCUGGUUAUCUUUAUUUGGAAAUGGUAUUUUGUGAGUAUAGUCUGGACUUUUGGGUGUUCAUUGCUACUAGCUGGAUCUUUCUCAGGCCCCACAGAUCAUAGUACUGUCUGCUCUUGGGAAGGUCUUCUGCAGGCUAAACAUCCACUCAGCCCUUUUCAGUUCAUCAGUUUUGAAUUUGGUUUGUCAGUAUCCUUACAGAAUGGGUCCCACUAGUAGCAACAGCACUCUAGGUUUGCUUUAACCUCCUCAGAGCAAAGCAAGUAGUAUGUGGACUCCCUGCCUUAAUAGAUGUUCAGCUGAAUUCUGGGCCAGUUCUGGCAAAAGAGUUAGGAAACUUUAGUAUUCCUGCAGAAUCUCUUCACCUUCAGAGAAGGGUUUAAAGUAAAUAAUGUGUCCUCUUGUUCUGGGUGAUAGGAGUAGAGGGAGAAGGAAAUUCAGAGCCUAAAUUUCAGUGUGAUUGUAGCAUACACAGCAGCAUUCUAAUUGGGAUGCACAAAUAAGAUCUUAAAUUACAGCUUGUAUCCACCUUUGCUAUAGAUGACAUUCCGUUGCGGACCCAGCAGGAACUCAAGCCUGGAUAGCUGUGGCUGUGAUGAUAGUAAGAUGAUCAGUAUGAUACCCGAGUCAUAAUAGUCUAAACUCACAUUCAGUAAAUACUUCUUAAAGGCCUUGCCAGAUUCUUUUAUAGGUUUGUGUGUGUAUGUGUGUGUGUGUGUGUGUAUAUCCCCAUCCUCCCUUAAUGAGCAGAGUACCUGCUGUCCUUUGAUUUUGACCAGUGGAAUUUUGGUAGGCAUGACAUGUUUAGUAGACUAGAUACUGCCCUGCCCUUCCCCAAAGAUGCCUGUCUUCUAACCCUGUAACUUGUGAAUAUGUUACCUAACAUGGUAAAAGGAACUUUGUAGGUGUGACUAAAUUAAGGUCUGGAAAUGGGAAGCUUAUCCUGGAUUAUCCAAGCGGGCUCAGUGUAAUCACAAUAGGCUGGAAGGUAAAAGGACCAGAAAAAGCUGAUGCGAAAACAAGCAAAAUCAGACACCAGAAGAUGCUACGCUGUUGCUUUGAAAACAGAAGGAACCUCAAGACAAGAAAACAGUUCUCUAAAGCCUCUGGAGGGAGCACAGCCCUGCCCACAGCUUAACCUUGUGAAGGUCCUCUCCAGGCUAAACAUCCCCUCAAUCCAUUUGGACUAAUGAAACCCAUUUUGGACUUCAGAGCUCCACAACUGCAAGGUAAUAAAUUUUUGUUUUAAUAAGUCACCAAAUUUAUGGUAAUUAGUUACUGUAGCUACAGGAAACAUACAACAUGACUAAAGGCUUAAAUGCUUACACAAAUGGACUUGGUCUUUUGCAUCUCUACCAUCACUAUGAGAAUAAUAUCCCUCUGUCAGCCUGCUGGUCCUAGGAUAUGAGACAGGUGUCAGGGGGUAAGGGAAGGUGCCUGUUAGCCUCAAGCCUACAGCUUGAGACCGCCCAGCCUAAAUCCACCAACCUGUGUACGAAGAAGAAAAACUUAGGGGGUUAGUAAUUUCAUUUUGCCUGAACAAAUAGACACUUUCCAUUUGGCCCUCCCACACCACCACGCCUCCAUUCUCUGUUCUGAGCCCCAGGAAGUUAAUCUCUAUUGGCUCCGUCCACAUACUCUUUUGCCCUCUGAUUUCUGAUUAGGUUCAGCCAUUAGGGAAAAGCAGUAGGAAAGGAGAGAGAGCGAAAAGAUUGAGAUUGAAACACCUAUUUCCACAGCCUCCUCUCUGUAGGGUUCAGGCUGGUGGUAGUCCUCAUCUGAAGGGCAUAGUGUGCUACAUAUGGCCCUCUUGUUCUGAGUCCUGGUAACCACAGUCUCCCCUCUUUCCUAGCCCCAAUGGUUUUACUCUAACAAUUGUGAUUUUCCAACAACCUGCCCAUCCCUUUAAAAAUAGAUCCUUUGUUAAAUUGUCUUCAGAUUUACUCAGUUGGAGUGUGUGCCAUGUUUCUUAACAGAUAACAAAUAUUUCGUAUUUCAAUAAAGUAUAAAACCUUACACUAACUUGAUGAUGUUGCUAAAUAAAACAAAGUUGAAAGGUUGACUUUUUUCAUUUCCUGUCCAAAGCCAGGGAGAGGUUCUUGAGUUAAUAAGUACACCAAGGAACUUUAUUUUUGCCUCUCAGUAGAUAAGCUUUUCUAAGGGAGAUGCCCACCUACUCUGCCACCCCCAUACCUGGCCAACACUGUCCAAGUAGCUGGUUUGUACCAGAAAGCCAAUGUGUUCCUUGAGUGGAAGAAGGGAGAUUGGAAGGUAAGUUCCAACCUCAUCCAAACAGCUGAUUGUGGGAUAGGACGUGCUAUGGACUGAAUGUUUAUAUCUCCCCCACAUUCAUGUAGAAACAUCCCCAAUGUGAUGAUAUUUGGAGGUAUGGAUUCUGGGAGGUGAUUAGGUCAUGAAGGUGGCGCCCUCAUGAUUAGAAUUAGCACCCAUAUAAAAGAUCCCUUGCUCCUCCUGCUGUGUGAGGACAGAGCAGGGAGAUGACUGUUGGUGAAGCCAGGAAGCAGGCCUUCACUAGACAUGAAAUCUGCCAGUGCCUUGAUCUUGGAUUUUCUAGCCUCCAGAACUGUGAGAAAUAAGCUUUUUUUGUAAGUCACCUAGUAUAGUCUGUGGUGUUCUGUCAUAGCCUAAAUGGAGGUAUCUGAUAAAUGACAUCAGAAGAUGCCCUGGAGCAGAUAGAGUCAGAGUAAAGCAAAAUAAUGGCGUGUAUAGACUUCGGUUCUUGGUCCACCUUUCCUAAGUGGUGUUUGUCCCCUUGACAAGGUAAAUUCCUUGGGGAGAAAAAUCCUUGGUACUGGGAAAUAAAACCCCUUGAGACCCAGUGAGACCCAAUUUGGGCUUUGAUCAUUUGUGUUGUUUUAAGCCACCAGUUUGUUCCUUGAUAGAAAAUGAAUAUGGCUUGGUUAGCUGAUUCUUUUUUUGUUGGGUUCCUCAGGGUCAUCAUAAGACAAAUUGUUGAGAACAAGGUUCAGAUAUUUACAGCGUGAGGGUAAAGGAAAUGAAAUAGCUGAAGCUCUGGGCUUCACUGAAACAAGUUUUUUCCUAGCGGUUACAAAUAGAAGCUUCAGUUCCCAAACCCAAAUAUAAAUUUUGUCAACGUCUGAAGUUUUGGGUAAUAAAAACCCAUGCUCUGGUGGAAGCAGGACCUGAAGCUAAUCAUAUUUGGAAACUUGUGUCUCCCCUGCCUUUCCCACUAUGGAGCCCACAAUUACAUUGUCUGGAGAUGUGGUCUUUUCAUGCGUUUUUCAGUACCUCCUCCUGGUAUCACCUGGACCUAAGAUCCCAUCUCCUGCCACGAAGUGUGUGAUGAAACCCCAGUCCUUAGCAGCUGGUCCCUGUCUAUCCAAUAACAGCCUCCAGGACAAGAAGGACACCAGGCCACCCCUUCCUUAUUGCUCUGUUUCCCUCUUGUUUCUGACUCCUGUUCGUUCCCCUUAUUGCAAAUUCGACCAUGAAUUCACUCUUCUUCCUCCUUUGCUGGUUUCCUUUUUUUCUUGUAAUAUUUUACCUAGGAUUUUGGCAUGUUUAUGCUAGAAAGGGCUUCCUGUUAGUAAAAUCUGUCAGAACCAGAGAUGUUUGCACACUUACAUAAAGGGCAUGUUUUGAUGAUUUUCCUAAAACACAGUGACUGCACCAAGAGGGAACUAAAUUUUGUAGGAACAGAAAGUUGUUGGCUGCUCACAACAGUUUUCUCCAUGCUUCUACUAUCAACAUUUCAAUCAAAUUUGGGUCCACUGGGGUGGAAGGUUAACUUGGAGAAGACCUUGGGGCUAUUAACAUAUAGAAGGGGGGCGUCACUUGAGGGAAAGAUUGGACUAGCUCACUUGCUUUUGAGGGCAUUCUGGCGUAGCACAACAAACGCUGGCUCUGUGAGAGAACCUUCCCCAAAUCACAUCAACUUGGGAGGAGCUCUGCAUCCCCGAAGGUGUUCAAGCAAGCAAGACCACCAAAAGUAUCUGGACCAACCAAAUACUGGUAAUGGGCAGAAUAAUGUCUUAGCAACUCCUGUUCGUUCCUGCAUCCUGCUGGCUCAGAUUCCACUUGUCUGUCUGAAUCACUGUCUGAAAGAUGCAUUUGUAAUUGAGAAGCCAUGUGUUUGUGUAGUUCCACCACUUUCUUGUAAUCUGAAUACCUAAAAUAAACCUUUUGGAAAAUCUAGAACAAGCAGUCUGGGUAGAGAUGAGAGAAAAAAAGAGCGGAUGGUUGUGUGUGUAUUGGUGUGUAUAAAGAGACUUACAUUGUUAUGGCAACCAGCAUCCUCAACUGAUGCAGUUCUGUUCCCAAUAAUAUGAGAUGUGAUUAAAAAUUGACAUUGCAGCAAGGAAGAACACAUGUAAUGCGUUGGCGUGGCAACCAGAAUAAAGUCUGGUUUAUUUAAACCAGGUUUAAAUCUGAUGAUCACAAUUUGGGGAUUUGCCUACAAUUAAUUAGGAAUCUUUUUCUCAUUGGGACCAAGUCAGGAGGCUGGAGGUCUGACUGUGGUCAUGAUCUUAGUAGGCCAAAUGGACAGCAGUGCCCUUUUUCUGUAAAAUGAGGGAUUAGGUUAAAUCCUUUGGUAUGGGAGAGGAGCCCCCGGCUCUAGGCUGGACCAAGAGUUGCCCUGUUUUCAUCUGCAUGCAGUAUGUUAUUACAUCCACUUUCCAGUUAGAUCAAGGGAACUGAAGCACAGGGAAGCAGUGACUUGCUCAAGGUAACACCAAAACAGGAACUAUAUGCCAUGAAGUAGGUUAGUCUUUACAAAUGGAGAAAUUAGUGCCAGGAUUAAAUGAUGUCCUCCAGGUCACACUAGCAGCCGUGGCAACAGGGUCAUCCAAACGCAGGUUUGGUCAGUGCCGCCCUUUACGCCAGGCAGGGUCAGAAUUGGAACCCACGCCCCCCUAGGCCUCUUCCUCUGGUCGCACGCCCCUUCAUCCAUUGUGAGGCUGUUGUCUGAGGCUCCUUGGCUCCCCUUCUCCAGGUUGGGGGGUGGGGCGGUGCGGUAGGAGGGCGUUGGACACCGCAGCGCCCUAGCCGGGAUGCGUGCGGGAGUGCAACCCCGUCUUUUGUCACUGGCCACUCCGCUAGGGCCCAGCAGGUCGCUCUCCGGCUCGGCGGGUCCCGCGCCCCCUGCACGCCGUUGGCCGAGAUGCGGAGGGUGGGGGGGCAGGAUGAAUCUCCACCGAGAAGGCGUGGGGAGAGGCCACUAGGCCCACGCGGCCGGGCCCGCGCCCCCUGCUCCCACUCGGCGCUCGCCCCGCGUCCUGCAGGGAGGCGGGCCCGCCCCUUCUGCGCGCAGGCGCGCGCCGCGUGGGGCUCGGACGGCGGCUCGGCACCGGGCGGCCACGGGCGGGCCUCGCAGCUUGUAGGCCUACCAGGAUGGAGGGGAAUGCCGAAAUGGAGAUGCUGAGGACACUGAAGGGGCCCUCCACAGGAGAGGUCAACGUGCACCUGGUGGCCAGAGACAGCUCAGGUUCUGGCUCUCACCUGCCCACUACUGCCUUCAUCAUCCCAGCCAGCUCGGCCACCCUUGGCCUGCCCAGCAGUGCCCUAGACGUGUCCUGUUUUCCGCGGGAACCGAUCCAUGUGGGCGCUCCGGAGCGAGUGGCGGGCAGUGUACCUGUCACGGCCACCGUUCUGCCGCAGUUAAGCGCCGGGCCUGUGGCCAGCUCCAGCGCCACCACAGUGCGGCUCCUGGAGUGGACGGAGGCCGCGGCCCCGCCUCCUGGGAGCGGCCUGCGGUUCCGGAUAAGCGAGUACGCACCGCUGAACAUGGUAGGAGCAGAGCAGCCCCCGAGCCCAGAGCUGCGGCCAGAAGGUGUGGCCGAGUAUGAAGAUGGCGAGGCCCCGGCGGGAGGUGGCGAUGCGGGCACCCAACAGCCCGCGGACCUCCCCCAGGACCCUCCAGAAGAUCCCCCGCAGGACCCCCCAGAAGAUGAUGGGAAUUGUCAGUGCCAGGAGUGUGGACCUCAGCAAAGCGCAGGUCCGGAUCCUGGUUCUUCCAAUGAUGACUGCCCACCGCUGUUCCAAGAGCGGUCAGUCAUAGUGGAGAACUCCGGCCAGAGCUCCAGCACCAGCGCUUCUGAACUCCUCAAACCCAUGAAGAAGAGGAAGCGCAGGGAAUACCACAGCCCAUCAGAGGAGGAGUCGGAACCAGAGGCCUUGGAGAAGCAAGAAGAAGGAAAGGAUCCAGAGGGACAGCCCGCUGCUAGCACCCCGGAAAGUGAGGAGUGGAACAGCAGCCAGCCUGCAUCAGGGGAGAAGAAGGAAGGCUGGUCGUGGGAGCCCUACCUGGAGGAGCAGAAGGCUGUCACCGCCCCUGUCAGCCUCUUCCAGGACUACCAGGCGGUCACUCAUAAUAAGAAUGGCUUCAGACUGGGCAUGAAGUUGGAAGGCAUCGACCCUCAACACCCGUCCAUGUACUUCAUCCUCACAGUGGCUGAGGUGUGUGGCUACCGCCUACGUCUACACUUCGAUGGGUAUUCCGAGUGCCAUGACUUCUGGAUCAAUGCCAACUCCCCUGACAUUCAUCCCGCUGGCUGGUUUGAGAAGACUGGGCACAAACUGCAGCCCCCCAAAGGUUACAAGGAGGAGGAGUUCAGCUGGAGCCAGUACCUGCGCAGCACAAGAGCUCAGGCCGCCCCCAAGCACCUGUUUGUGAACCAGAGCCAUAGUCCCCCACCCCUGGGCUUCCAGGUGGGCAUGAAGCUGGAAGCUGUUGACCGCAUGAACCCGUCCCUUGUCUGUGUGGCCAGUGUGACCGACGUGGUGGACAGCCGCUUCCUGGUGCACUUUGACAACUGGGAUGAUACUUACGACUACUGGUGUGAUCCCAGCAGCCCCUACAUCCACCCGGUGGGCUGGUGCCAGAAGCAAGGAAAGCCCCUCACCCCUCCACAAGACUACCCAGACCCUGACAGCUUCUGUUGGGAGAAAUAUCUGGAAGAAACCGGGACCUCUGCUGUGCCUACCUGGGCCUUCAAGGUGCGACCCCCACACAGCUUCCUGGUCAACAUGAAGCUGGAGGCCGUGGACCGCAGGAACCCAGCCCUGAUUCGUGUGGCCAGCGUGGAGGAUGUGGAGGACCAUCGGAUAAAGCUCCACUUUGAUGGCUGGAGUCACGCCUAUGACUUCUGGAUUGACGCCGACCAUCCUGACAUCCACCCUGCAGGCUGGUGCUCCAAGACAGGGCAUCCUCUGCAGCCUCCUCUCCGACCCAGAGAGCCCAGCUCUGCCUCCCCUGGGGGCUGUCCCCCUCUCAGCUAUCGGAGCCUGCCACACACCAGGACCUCCAAGUACAACUUUCACCACCGGAAGUGCCCCACUCCUGGUUGUGAUGGUUCUGGUCACGUCACAGGCAAGUUCACAGCUCACCAUUGCCUCUCAGGCUGCCCACUGGCUGAGAGGAACCAGAAUCGGCUGAAGGCGGAGCUGUCCGACACAGAGGCCUCGGCCCGUAAGAGGAACCUCUCAGGCUUCUCCCUAAGGAAGAAGCCUCGCCAUCAUGGCCGGAUUGGACGCCCUCCAAAGUAUCGGAAGAUCCCGCAAGAAGAUUUCCCAACACUGGCUCCCGACGCCAUGCACCAGUCCCUCUUCACGUCAGCCCUGUCGGCCCGCCCUGACCGCUCGCUGUCGGUGUGCUGGGAGCAGCACUGCAAGCUCCUGCCGGGAGUGGCAGGCAUCUCGGCCUCAGCAGUUGCCAAGUGGACCAUUGACGAGGUCUUCAGCUUCGUUCAGACCCUGACUGGCUGUGAGGACCAGGCACGACUCUUCAAAGAUGAGGCGGACAUUGUGAAGAUCAUGAGCGUCAAGCUGGGCCCAGCCUUGAAGAUCUAUAACGCCAUUCUCAUGUUCAAAAACGCCGAUGACACCUUAAAAAAGAAACCUGGGGCCCCUCUCUGGACUAUGUGUGAACACUGGCCCAAAGGUCCUGUGCCCAGCUCAUGUGAGUGACAGAUUUUUCCCUACGAAUCCCGUGGCCCUUAUCCCCUCUGCCUGUGGAUGAACCUGCAGGUGCUGUGGAUUCAACAGUGAACAAGAAAGGUCUUUGCCUUCACAGAGCCAAUGUUCUAGUUUAAGACGGAAAACAAAGAGUUGAUGAU